UGAGCUCAUAGGUAGUCUGCGUGUUGACAUUCCAAAUUGCAAAUUGGCACCGAAAAAAUUUAUUUGGCCGAGCACAAGGAGUCAUUCAUAUGUCAGCAUGUCCAAAGAACAUGAAUACGAUGAGAAUGUUGCUCUUAAUAUUAGCACGGAAAGACAAAGGUCUAACGGCAAUUAUAUUUCUUUUACAUUAGAGUCAAAUAGUGAAGAUGAAGAGAACAGCCAUAGUACUCUACAUAGGAAUAAAAGUGAUCAAUCUGGAUUUCAUAUUGGAAAGACUGGUGAUGAAGAUAAAGAUGCUGAGGCUGAAGGUAGCUGCUGGUAUAACCGCACCUGCUUUUCCUUCUUUACUUUUACCCCAGAGCUUUUGCAAUCAAAGCCGAAAGAUAAUGACAACAUAAAGGGGAAUUGUAAAAAGUGUUUCCAGACAUGCAGUGGACAAGUUCGAUCAACAACCAACUGGAUGAGGCAUAUCAAGAAGCACCCAGACUUAUAUGCUGAUUAUAAGAAGAAGAAAGAAAGAAAACAAGCUAGAGGUAGUGUGACUGUGUCAUCCAAGGCGGUUGCUGCCAGAAAGGAAAGAGUAGCUGUUUGUCAAUCUCUCCUGAAUUUUCCGUCAUCAAAGUCCCCAUCUAAGCUAUCUAAAUUGGAACAGAAACACUGCACUCAAGCUCUCGUGUUUGGUCGUUCGUUACAAAACAGCAAGUAAUAACUCAGAUGGAUGUCGUUGAUGGAGACCAUUCAACAGAAGAGAUUUAUUGCACGGGCGAAGGGCUCGAGCAUCAGCUACACGUCACGUCCGAUGCAGUUGUUCACGUCAUUGAAUUUGACUUCAACCUAGGCGUCCUCCUCGUUGUUCCAGAGAGUUAUUCACAACCAUCGACAGAUGAAGACGCGGAAAAAGGGAUCAUUUCAUCAGGUUUGUGAGUACUUUGUACCUGUUUCGGAGUAAAUCACCGAUAUGUGAAGAAAAGGGGGUACAAUUCCUGUCAUUUCGUGAAAAUUCAGAACCUAGGACAAGGAGAUGAAGAAUUCUUCUGUUUGCGAUUGCCGUAAGGUGUGUGCUGAUUUGAAGUAGUGUUUUCUUUUCUUUUUUUCUUUUUUGUUGCCGCAAAAUUCUUAAGUUUUUUUGUUGUCUUAUUCCUGUAUCUUUAACUCUAAAUUCGUGAUGGAUUCUUUUCUCGAUAUCAAUAAAUGGAUUUCAUCCCACAAA
Daphnia pulex (common water flea) is the source of this 1210-nucleotide messenger RNA. RefSeq lists its product as uncharacterized. The coding region runs from base 98 to 706 and encodes 202 amino acids. The transcript is spliced from 4 exons. Lineage: Eukaryota; Metazoa; Arthropoda; Branchiopoda; Diplostraca; Daphniidae. The record is from RefSeq and is a predicted model, not a curated record.